CGCCACAAUUAGCGGCGUUUCACGUUUUCACGAAGAAAACAAGUACGUUUAAAGUAUUUUGCAUCGUAAUUUUUUGAAAAACAAGGUUAAGAAUGUCGUACAAAGGACCACAAAAGGUUCAAAAGGUUAUGGUACAACCCAUAAACCUUAUAUUUCGAUAUUUGCAAAAUCGGUCACGGGUACAAGUUUGGCUUUUCGAAAACAUUCAUCUGAGGAUCGAGGGUCACAUUGUCGGCUUUGAUGAAUACAUGAAUUUAGUUUUGGAUGAUGCCGAGGAAUAUCAUUUGAAGACGAAAAACAGAAAACCACUUGGACGUAUAAUGUUAAAAGGAGAUAAUAUAACGUUAAUUCAAAAUACUAAUCCUACUGCUAAUUGAAUUGAAGAAGUUAACCUCAAAAAAAAGGGCAUUUGUAUGUCAUACAUUUAAGCACAAGAUCUACUGCAAGUGUCCUUCACUGAUCAACAUCAAGAAGAUAAAAUAUGUGCAUUAUAAAUGAUUAUGAUAUUAUAGUGCGACUCAGGGACAUACUUAGGACAAAAAUAUUGAAAUCUUAAAAAAGGGAGAACUUAAUGUCUAUCUUGCUCUAUGAUUGACGCUACAACAAUUCAUUCAUCGACUCAUCUUUACUUUUUUUAAUUAAACUGUUUAAUGUUCUUCCUAAUGUGGUAUGCAUUUUAACAUACUGCACGUACUAAAAUUAUAAACUAAAAAUAUGUACUAUGAAUGUCUACUGUGAAUGUUA
Molecule: messenger RNA, 744 nt
Organism: Polistes dominula (European paper wasp)
Lineage: Eukaryota; Metazoa; Arthropoda; Insecta; Hymenoptera; Vespidae
Product: Small ribonucleoprotein particle protein SmE
Biological process (GO): mRNA splicing, via spliceosome
Cellular component (GO): spliceosomal complex
Molecular function (GO): RNA binding
Source: RefSeq, a predicted model, not a curated record